AUGAGCAGUAAAAUGGCGUUUACUCUCACAAGCCCUCGAUUCUUCUCCUCCGUUUCUCGCAAACCCACCACUCGUUUAUCUCCUUCGAGAUCACAGUUUCCUGCUCACUUCACCUCCCAUGGAGAACGAUCGAUUUCUCUCAGAAGAAGACUUCUCUUAUUGCCCAUCAAAGCUACCACUGACCAAUCAGGUCAAGUGGGUGGAGAAGAGGUCGAUAGCAAGAUCUUACCUUAUUGUAGUAUCAACAAGAAUGAGAAGAGAUCACUUGGUGAAAUGGAACAAGAAUUUCUCCAAGCGAUGCAAUCAUUCUAUUACGAAGGCAAAGCGAUUAUGUCUAACGAAGAGUUUGAUAACCUUAAAGAAGAGUUGAUGUGGGAAGGAAGCAGUGUUGUGAUGCUAAGUUCUGAUGAACAGAGAUUCCUUGAAGCUUCAAUGGCUUAUGUGUCUGGAAAUCCAAUCUUGAGUGAUGAAGAAUAUGAUAAGCUGAAAAUGAAACUAAAGAUGGACGGUAGUGAAAUUGUGUGCGAGGGUCCAAGAUGCAGUCUUCGUAGUAAAAAGGUUUACAGUGAUCUUGCUAUAGAUUAUUUCAAAAUGUUCUUAUUGAAUGUACCAGCAACUGUUGUAGCUCUCGGACUAUUUUUCUUUCUUGAUGACCUUACGGGUUUCAAAAUCACUUACCUGCUUGAGCUUCCAGAACCAUUCAGUUUCAUUUUCACUUGGUUCGCUGCGGUGCCUGCAAUUGUAUAUCUGGCACUAUCACUUACCAAACUCAUCAUCAAGGACUUCUUGAUCUUGAAGGGUCCUUGUCCAAACUGUGGAACAGAGAAUAUAUCAUUUUUUGGAACGAUACUAUCCAUCCCCAAUGACAGUACCACCAACAAUGUCAAAUGCUCCGGCUGUGGAACGGAGAUGGUUUACGACUCGAGUUCUCGUCUAAUCACAUUACCAGAAGGAGGCAAAGCUUAA
Molecule: messenger RNA, 966 nt
Organism: Arabis nemorensis
Lineage: Eukaryota; Viridiplantae; Streptophyta; Magnoliopsida; Brassicales; Brassicaceae
Source: the annotation of a GenBank genome assembly